Molecule: messenger RNA, 876 nt
Organism: Zychaea mexicana
Lineage: Eukaryota; Fungi; Mucoromycota; Mucoromycetes; Mucorales; Lichtheimiaceae
Exons: 1
Coding region: 325-708 (127 amino acids)
Source: RefSeq, a predicted model, not a curated record
UCAUAUUAGGCUGCUGAUAUGCCGUCAUCGUAGCAGCCGCUGCCAUUUGUUGCUGUUGCUGUUGCUGCUGCUGCUGUUGCAUCAUCAUCAUCAUUUGUUGCUGCUGUUGUUGCUGUUGUUGUUGUUGCAUUUGUUGCUGCUGUUGCAUCAUGGCCAUGUUUGGAUCCAUCAUGCCUGGUUGCUGAAACAUAGCAGCUGCUCCGCCCGGUGUCAUCAUGGCUGCAUACCGACUGUAUUGGUAAGGAUCAUAUCCUUGCGCACGACCGGCUGCUUCACGUACUUUGCGUCGUAACGUAUCAAAAAUUCCUCCACCCGAAGACUGGUAUGCUUGCUGUGCGUGUUGUUCCAUGUUUGCAGCAGCAGCAGCUGCUGCUCCCGCACCUGCAGCGGAAGGAGGUGGUUGGGGAGCGGCGGCAGCUUGUUGUGUCUGCGCUUGUUGAUACUGCUGCUGUUGUUGCUGUGGAGGAGUUGUCGGGACUUGUUGAUUUUGCGACAUGUCUGGUUGUGGUGGCGGUUGCUGUUGUUGUUGUGGUUGCUGUGCGGCCAUCAUGUUGUUAUGGUAGUCAAAAGAAGAAGAAGAAGAAGCGUAAGGCUGUUGUUGUUGUUGUUGUUGUUGUUGCUGCUGCUGUUGUUGGUGAUAGUAAUAAUCGUAUUGAUCUCCGGAGAAAGAAUGACGCUGACCAGGGCGUCCAAACAUCCAACUAUUAAAUAGGCGGGCAGGAAGGCAAAAGAUAGACGAAGAGGAAGAAAGAGAGAGAGAAGAAAGGAAGAACGUGAGAGAAAAGGAAAGAUGCACACACCAUAACAACAACAACAACAGCCUUCCACUCGUGAAGGUAAACAAAGCCCGAUUUAGAUAAUGGAGCCUGCUGUUCG